Messenger RNA from Xenopus laevis (African clawed frog), 1611 nucleotides. It is a transcript of the gene pianp.L, whose product is annotated as PILR alpha-associated neural protein. The transcript has 6 exons. The coding region runs from base 190 to 1104 and encodes 304 amino acids. NCBI's taxonomy places the organism in Eukaryota, Metazoa, Chordata, Amphibia, Anura, Pipidae. The record is from RefSeq and is a predicted model, not a curated record.
GAGUAUGUGAGGGUGGGAGAGAGAGCGCAGCCAUCCUGCCAGACAGUGCGAGAGAGAGAGAAGAAUCAGACGCUCCCCAAGAAACAGCCUGCACCCCCAAACUGAGGUCAGAGCAGUGUGUGAUGGUGCCCAGCUGUGCAUGUAAGUUGGAAAUGAUCAGCCCAUGGUGUGGGUAACCUGCUGCCCAAGAUGAAGUGGCCUGGUAGUGCUCCAUCCUCUCCCCUCUUCUAUUGUUUACUUUUGAUUGGCACUUGCUCUGUCUUUCCCUUUCAUACAUUACCCCACCCGUCUAUCUCCUCCAUGCCUGCUGCAAUGCGACAUCCACACCCUUCCUUUCAGGCUGCUCAGUACCAAGCUCACUAUCCUUUUCAUCCUACCUCAGAUCAUUUACACUUGCCUGUCCAUACAGCAGCCCAAAAUUCACCCCAUCUCCUCCAUUCUACCCCCCACUCCUCCUUCCCAAAAGUCCAAGCACAAGAGCUCUCACCCAAGAAAACACCUUUACCCAAAAGGAAGCCUCGCCAUCUUAAUCAACACUUAGGGGCCACACGGGGAAAGCGCCAGUCCCCUGCUCCCAGCGUUCUUUUCCCUGUUGCCAUUGAAGGGGCAGCUCCAUCUUCCCAAUACCCAUGGGCCAUUGUGUGGGGUCCCACAGUAUCAGAUGAAGAAGGGGCUGCAUUGAGCUCUGCUUCUUCCACACCACGCUCUGGUUACCAUCAAGACGGGAGCUCCCACGAAAACAAGGAGCCUAUAGGUUUGGACCUGAGAGGAGCACCGACAACAUUACGACCCCCAAUCUACCCACCUAUAGAUGAAGAAACUGACCCCCAGUUGUACGUCACCAUUGUCAUCUCAUUGCUGAUCGUCUUAGCGGCAACUGGAAUUAUCAUCAAAUUCUGCUGUGAGCGCAGACAAAAGAGAAGACGACAUAGGAGUGACCGCUGUCCUUUACCAGAGGAGGGGAGCCUGCAGCCUCUAACGGACCUGUCCCCCGACACCGACAUCUCUGGGCUCCAUGCUCUCAAACUUGGGGAUUCCAAAAGUGGGCCUGAUAUACGAAUUGGCCCCUGCAGGACAAGCAAGAUACCUGUUGUGACCAUGUGAUUAGACUGUUAGCACAGAGGACCUGCAUGAGGUGACAUUUGAAGAACUGAAAGGCUACUUGCUCUGCCCCAGCAGGGGGUGAAAUCCUCAUUAUUCCAACCACCCCUUGGAUCUGAGGAAGAGUCGGAGCAGAAGGCACUGAACUAUAUUUGCCUGCUGUGAAUGUGAGACAAUGGAGCAGUCACGGCUGGGGCAGGAUUCUGGGAAUAUGGGUAUAUUUAUAUGCAUCUGAUGUCUAUGUAUCAGGGCAAUGGUAGCAGUGUUCUUUCUUAGGCAUGGACGCUCCGUCGUGAUUAUUGCUAGACCUCUCUGUGUAUCUGAGUGUGCCUGAUGCUCCGUCUGUCCAGUAGAACCAUCGUGAGUGACUUGAUAAAGGGCUUCUCCACACUGUGCGAUUGUCUGUGAAGAGCAUCCACGGGAAACCAUCACUGCCAGUGUCUAUCCACACAUCCACUGGUCUUUCUGCAUUUUUAUUUGUGUUUUUAAUAAAAUAAGUUUUGAGUGGAA